AUGUUACCAUUGAUCGGAUACUCGAGACGGUCCAAAUACAACUUUGAUGGGCGGGUUCUCGCCGUUGAUCUCCUCAACCCUAGCCCGGCUUCUGAGGCCAAGAAGCACAAGCUCAAGACCUUGGUCCCCGCCCCCCGAUCCUUCUUCAUGGACGUCAAGUGCCCCGGUUGCUUCACAAUCACCACCGUGUUCUCCCACGCCCAGACCGUCGUUAUCUGCCAAGGCUGCACCACUGUCCUUUGCCAACCUACUGGUGGUAAGGCUCGAUUGACUGAGGGCUGCUCUUUCCGAAGAAAGUAG
Messenger RNA from Daldinia vernicosa, 300 nucleotides. RefSeq names its product ribosomal protein S27-domain-containing protein. The record is from RefSeq and is a predicted model, not a curated record. Gene Ontology annotation, cellular component: ribosome; cytosolic small ribosomal subunit. NCBI's taxonomy places the organism in Eukaryota, Fungi, Ascomycota, Sordariomycetes, Xylariales, Hypoxylaceae. Gene Ontology annotation, biological process: translation; ribosomal small subunit assembly. Gene Ontology annotation, molecular function: structural constituent of ribosome; RNA binding. Bases 1 to 300 code for a protein of 99 amino acids. The transcript is spliced from 3 exons.